UGGGAGAGGUUGACCUCACCUAGUUACAGCAAGAUACGAAUUGUUUGCGUCUUGUCUCUGCUAGCUAGGAUUUUACAGCAGGACGAGCAGUGAAAGUAACUUAACAUUUCUUACAGGUGCUAUUCUUACCCUAUUGCACUCGGGUCUCUGCCAGCUCUUAAAUAGCUCCCUGCUGGCUUUUGCCGCAGCUCAGCCAGCUCUUGCAGGAGCUGUGCACCAGGGCACACCUGCUUCCUGUCACCUCUGGCAGGAUGGCUAGUGCAGGCUAACUGUGUUGCGUAAAUAUUCACCUUUUUUGGCAGUGGAGACAUCGCCAUAGAUUUUUAAGGCUGGAAAGGGGCAUUAUGAUCAUCUGCUCUGACCUCCGGUAUAACUUCUUAGGCCACAGAAUCAUAUUAAGGGGUCCGUGCAUCAGGACCAUAUCUUGUGGCAGGAUCAGAGCACAGCUUUUUGAAAGAGAUGUCCCAUUUUGAUUUAAAGAUCCCAAGUCAUGGAGAAUCCAUUACCCCUCUGGGUAGGUUGUUACAGUGGCUGAAAAGAAGAUUGUCCAAAAUAUUAAUGACCACACAACUUUUAAUGCAAGCUCAAUUCUACUGGUUCAAAAUCACUCCUGACGUGGUAUCACCCUGCUUACGGACAAACCCAGACUUGCACUAGUCUCACUCGUGGGGCGUUUUUUAAGUUGGUAUAGUUAAAUCGGUGCCGGUUCGUAUGCUGCAAUUAACACUCAUUCUGGAGUUACAGGAAGGGGAGUGUAUUUAACUUUAGCUUGAGACACUAAAAACCAUCAAAUGAAGCUGAACUGCAAGAAGCCAUGCUUGGGAGCGGCCACAGAGAGUUUUGCUGUGGCUUAAAAAGCAAUUGAAAUUAAAGUGGUGCAACUUCUGUGCAUCACCAAGGGCACAGGCCUUGGGCCAAACACUGGUCACUUAAUUCUCAGUCAUGUUGGUGCAAAACUGGAAUCACUCCAGUGCCUUCAGGAGAACAACUCCACCAGUCGAGCCGAGCCUCCCUAAAAACAGCCUCUCACACUGUGACCGGCCCCUUUAAAGGAAGAGGAUCCCAGCCCUGCCUGUAACUGAUCGGCUGACUCCUAAAUGCAGCUGUGGUGGGUAGGAAUCAGGUGAUACCUUGAAGAACAUCUGGGCCUUAUAAAGGUCAAUGAGCGCUCAGCUGAACCAGAGUCCUGUGGGUUGCUGGAGCAGAGAAUCGAUUCCAGCUAGUGAGUGACCUCCAGGCACUUGACCUUGUGGCUGAGAACUGCAGAGAGUAGCAAGGGCCCUCCAAGUGCCCGGGGCUCCAGGCAAGAUCUGGAGGGGCUAAGAGAAGUGACGGGAAAGUCUCAGUGGGACAAAGGAUCUGCUUGAUUUGGGUCUUGUGCUUGAGCUGGCCCAGCAAUGAUCCUGCCCUUGGUGGUGAGGCUGCUUAGCACAUGUGAGAGAGCUGCUCUGUGCUUUGCAUCGACUCUGCAGGAGACGCUGUCCCUGUCAACGCGCAGCCACGAGAUGAAAACGGCUCCGUUCAGUUGGGUGGCCUGCCGUCCCAGCUGCUGCUCGCGAGACAGCAGCCCCUCCCUCGCACCCCAAGGCAGUCUCUGCAGUGACAAAGCAUCUCGCCAGGCUCCUCAGCUGAACCGGGCCUCUGGCUGGGCUUCCAUAGAAGCAGCAAAGGGCAUUUCAAAGAGGCAUCUCCUGAGGCUUGGGAAAUGCUGAGCGGCUGAGCCGCCCAUAAGGGCACACAGAGGUGCUGCUCCCUGAUUCCCCUGCCAUAGACAUGCCAUAAAUGUUCCAGUUUAAUAAACACUUUCCUGCUAAACAAGGUGUGGCCGGGCUGGGCGCUGUCUGUUGGGAGUGAAGGAAGGCCCCUUCCACCCCCACGUCGCGGGCUGGCUGCACGUUGCAAAGGGUCGCUGGAUACUGGUCUCUGAAGGGGGGGAUUGUAGCUAGUGCUAAGCUGAGCAGAAUUGUGUGGAGAUCUGCACACUGCCUGGCCCUGGAGCCAAGCCCAGACUCCUCGCCAAGCCACCCUGGGCUCCAGGCGCUGCCCAGUGAGUGUUCCACAAGCCUCCAUGGCUGGAGAUGCCCUGGCAACAGUGACCUAACAGGGGCUGAUUAUGCAGCAUCAGAACCCUGCCAGGGCAUACAGGGCCCUGCCCCGUGGCUGGGCCCAGAGCAACAAGCGCUUCCAGAUGCACGGCCUGGGAAGCCGGUGACGAGCCUCUGAACGGUGUCCAGCAGCAGCGGCAGAGGCGCACGCUGAGCGCAGGGCGCAUGCUGGCAGCGGGGGAAAGCGGGGGAUGGACGGGGCUGGGGGGCAGUCUGUUCCAUGCUGGGCAGCUGGGGCUCAUGCUAGCCUGUGGCAAGGAUAACCCAAGGAUCUUGGGCAGCAGGACGAGAGGCCUGGUGCUGCUCUGCCUGUGCAUGUCGCACUCCCCAGCAGCGGGAUGCGGUUCCCAGGUCAGCCUGGCCCCCUCUCGUGCCACGCAGGAGUUUGCAGCAGUCGGGGAAUUCCCCUGGGUGGCGUCCAUCCAGGACCUACAGCACAACCAUCUGGCCUUUGGGUCCAUCCUGAGCGAGAACUGGAUCCUGAGCGCCGCAGCCACUUUUCAGACGAGGCGCCCGGCCGUCGCCGUGGUGGGAAUAACGGACCUGAACGCGCAGAGCGGGCUCCUGCCCCGCUACUCCAUCAGCUCCGUAAUCCCCCACGAGGACUUCAACGAAAUCACGCUGGACAGGAACCUCGCCCUGCUGAGGACGGCCACCCCGGUGCGGUUCACUGCUGGCGUUCAGCCCAUCCCGCAGGCCCUGGAGAACUGCUGGGUGGCAGGGUGGCUCCACCCCACUGCAGGAAGCCACGCGGCAGCCGGCUUUCUCAGGAAGCUCUCCGUCGUGGACGUGGAGCCGUGCCCCUUGAAGAGAAUCGUCACGACCGAGUGCAGCAGCCACCGGGACUCCGAUUACGUCACCGGGUGCUUGGGGGACCAAGGAAACCCAGUCAUGUGCCAGGCCAGGGAGACUGGGGACUGGGUUCUGAACGGAGUGCUGAGUCAGGGUGGCAUGAGGUGCUACGGGCCAUUUCUCUACACCAAGGUGGCCUAUUACAGUGACUGGCUUUCAGCCACCACAGCCGCCGCAGGAGUCCCCGUGUAUCCCACGUUUGCCAGAGGACACGCCGCUCUCCAGCCUCCGACUGAGGCGCUGGAAGGUCUGUCUGAGCCAGCAGAGAAGCUAUUUCAAUUCGCAGGCCUCUCCGAACGUGGGUCCGACCGUGGCCAAGCAUGGCAGCGAGCGGAAGACGUGAAGCCAGCCCAGGACGGGCGAGCCAGGGCUUACAGCAAGUCCGAGCCCGUGUACUACGACUACUACAGCGGGGAAAUGGUCCCCAUUGCCCAGGCUCCCCAUCAGCCGCAGCCCCUCAUGGAAAUGAGCGCGCUUUUCCUUUUGCUUUCUCUCCUGUUUUACUAGAUGUGACGCUGUGGUAGGGAGGCAACUGGGUGACUGGCUGGCUGGCUUCCUCAGGGCCUAUUCCCAGCCCCCUCCCCGACACUUUUAGUGCUGUUGACAGAGGCAACGUGGCCCGCUCCAGGUGCAUGGCGCUGACUUGUCCUCCUGCCCCAGCAAGGACCUAGUGUGUUAAUCUGUCUCUUGGCACUCCCUCGGGGUUAUUAAACUUUCCGCUCCCCCCACCGGUGUCUCCUGAUUCCUUUUGUAAUGGAAGCUCAGCAGCACAGCUGAUUCAGAACUCUGGGAGCCCUGCAAAAAACUGCAAAAGCGGCGAGGAGUCCUGUGGCACCUUAUAGACUAACUGAAAUGUAGGAGCAGAAGCUUUCAUGGGCAAAGACCCACUUCGCCA
This is a messenger RNA of Pelodiscus sinensis (Chinese soft-shelled turtle), 3852 nucleotides long. It is a transcript of the gene PRSS54, whose product is annotated as serine protease 54. Gene Ontology annotation, biological process: proteolysis. The record is from RefSeq and is a predicted model, not a curated record. NCBI's taxonomy places the organism in Eukaryota, Metazoa, Chordata, Testudines, Trionychidae. Gene Ontology annotation, molecular function: serine-type endopeptidase activity.